Nestor notabilis (Kea) is the source of this 1228-nucleotide messenger RNA. RefSeq names its product homer homolog 3 (Drosophila) (gene HOMER3). The record is from RefSeq and is a predicted model, not a curated record. The transcript has 9 exons. Gene Ontology annotation, cellular component: postsynaptic density; dendrite; plasma membrane. Gene Ontology annotation, biological process: G protein-coupled glutamate receptor signaling pathway; regulation of store-operated calcium entry. Gene Ontology annotation, molecular function: G protein-coupled glutamate receptor binding. Lineage: Eukaryota; Metazoa; Chordata; Aves; Psittaciformes; Psittacidae. Bases 1 to 1071 code for a protein of 356 amino acids.
AUGUCACUAACUAGAGAGCAGCCAAUCUUCAGCACCAGGGCCCACGUCUUCCAGAUUGACCCUGCCACCAAACGGAACUGGAUCCCUGCCAGCAAACAUGCUCUCACUGUCUCCUACUUCUACGAUGCCACACGCAACGUGUACCGGAUCAUCAGCGUGGGGGGCACCAAGGCAAUCAUCAACAGCACCAUCACCCCCAACAUGACCUUCACGAAGACAUCCCAGAAGUUUGGCCAGUGGGCAGACAGCCGAGCCAACACCGUGUACGGGCUGGGCUUUGCUUCCGAGCAGCACCUCUCCCAGUUUGCAGAGAAGUUCCAGGAAGUGAAGGAAGCCGCUCGUUUGGCGAGGGAGAAGUCCCAGGAUAAAACAGAGCUGACCAACCCUGCCCUGAACAUCACAUCUCACCAGGUACUUCCCAGCCCCAUCAUCAGCUCCAAUGGGCCAGGAGAAGAUAAACUAUUCCGAAGCCAAAGUGCCGAUGUGGAGGUAACAACGGAGAAGGAGCGGCUGAAGAAGAUGCUCUCUGAAGGUUCUGUGAGUGAGGUCCAGUGGGAGGCCGAGUUCUUCAGCCUCCAGGACAACAACAACAAGCUCGUGGCUGCUCUCCAUGAAGCCAACGCCAACGUGGACCAGUGGAAGAAGCAGUUGGCUGCUUACCAGGAGGAGACGGAAACGCUGCGGCAGCGGGUGGCAGAACUGGAGUCACAGGGCACUCAGGAUUCCUCCAGCGAGAACAACAAGGAAGAGCUGAGCCAAACCCUGGAGGAGCUGGAACUACUGAUCAAGGCUAAAGAUGAGGAGAUCCAGAUGCUAAAAAGCCAGAAGUGUGGCCGAUGGGAAGCAGAGGGCGAGCGUGAGGAGACGCUGCAGAAGCUGCAGGAGCUGGAGGCCCGAAACGCAGAGCUGGAGCAGCGCCUUCACCUGGCUGAGCAGACACUGGCAGAGACCCUGGCCGAGAGGGAGAAGAUCCAGAAUGAGGUCACCAAGGUGGCAGAGAUCAUGGAUGUGAAGAUAUUUGAACUCAGUGAGAUCCGGCAGGGACUGGCCAAGCUGGUGGAGAGCAAUUGAGCAGCAGCACACUCAGAGGAGACACCUCCAGAGGAGGGGAGCCUGAGCUGGGACAGUCACAGAACAUCGAGGUCUGCUGGGGCUGGACAUGCCAACAUACCAGCAGCUGCCUGGACAGUGUGGAGACCAGCCACAGCCACCUACUGCCCACUGAACA